Drosophila pseudoobscura is the source of this 614-nucleotide messenger RNA. RefSeq lists its product as uncharacterized. The coding region runs from base 102 to 380 and encodes 92 amino acids. The transcript has a single exon. NCBI's taxonomy places the organism in Eukaryota, Metazoa, Arthropoda, Insecta, Diptera, Drosophilidae. The record is from RefSeq and is a predicted model, not a curated record.
CCCCAAGUCCUUCAAUGAGACAUAUCACAAAAAACAUCUAAAUUAUAAGUUUCAAAAUUUUUGUAUCUGCCUGAUUUGCUUGGACUUUCCGGCCCCUCAAAAUGGUCUGCCGCUUCAAUCCGUUCUAUGUGGGUCCAACGCCUCCCACCUGUUGUACCUCGGACACGAUAAAGACCUGCGAUUGUCCGCCCUGUUCACCCGAGACUGGCUACCAAGAGCCGCGUUGUCAGUGCGACCUUUGUUGUUCCGGUAAAAACGAGUGUGCACCGAAACCGGAAGCAAAGGCACAACCCGCCACGGCCAAGGGCUUUUCUAAGUGUACGGCCACAACGAAGACGAUGAUGUGCAGUCCGGCAUGCCUUGAGCCCGCUAAAAAAUAGACAAUUUAACAUCUUUGAAUAUGUCCAAGCAAUGGGCAGGAUAUGACUAGAACUUUAAUAAAAAGUAUAUUGGCUGAAAGUAUAUGAAAACUUAACUAGUCCAGAGAGGGUCAGGAAAGACAUUUCUACAUUCGUAGAAAUAUAAAAAAUUUAUUGAACUUCCUUAUUAUUUUCGGUAUUAAAAAAACUCAAUCAUCCACUCCAUUUCCUGGAAAAAAUUAAAUUAAGUGUACU